Salvelinus sp. IW2-2015 is the source of this 2134-nucleotide messenger RNA. RefSeq names its product actin-binding protein WASF3-like. NCBI's taxonomy places the organism in Eukaryota, Metazoa, Chordata, Actinopteri, Salmoniformes, Salmonidae. Gene Ontology annotation, molecular function: protein kinase A regulatory subunit binding; Arp2/3 complex binding; actin binding. The record is from RefSeq and is a predicted model, not a curated record. Gene Ontology annotation, biological process: positive regulation of Arp2/3 complex-mediated actin nucleation; actin cytoskeleton organization. Gene Ontology annotation, cellular component: lamellipodium; cytoskeleton; SCAR complex.
UUGUGUUCUAAAAUAGGGAUUCUCGUCAUCAUCCCGAAAACUCACUCAUGUCGCGCUGUCAAACUGCCCAUGGUUGUCACGAUGGAUGUUUUUGGCGAUCCUGAUUGGACGACACAACUAAAUCUUCUAAUUAAAUCUCUGAGCCUGGAUGCUGAUUUGUGCGGGAGAUUGCUCCUCACAGAAAGAAUCCUGGUGAGAUGAGUGGACAGGAUGGCAACUCUACCGGUGGACUGCAGCUGAAUACUCCUAAAAGGACACAUUAGCAGGUGGUGUGAUGUGAGGGGAUGCCCCUGGUCAAGAGGAGCAUAGAUCCCCGGCACCUCUGCCGCGGGGCGCUGCCCAAGGGGAUUGGCAGUGAGCUGGAGUGCGUCACCAACAACAGUCUGUCUGCCAUCAUACGUCAGCUCAGCAGUCUAAGUAAACAUGCAGAGGAUGUCUUUGGAGAGUUGUUUAGUGAGGCUAACACCUUUUACCUGCGUGCAAACGGUCUCCAAGACCGCAUCGACCGCUUGGCCGUCAAGGUCACCCAGCUGGAUUCCACUGUGGAAGAAGUCUCUCUGCAGGACAUCAACAUGAGGAAGGCAUUUAAGAGUUCCACAGUCCAGGACCAGCAGGUGGUGUCCAAUAGCAGCACGUCCAACCCUGUGGCAGAGAUGUACAACACCAGCGACAAGCCUCCUCCUCUCAGCAUCCUCUCUGCCUACAGAGAUGACCACACUGAUGGGAUGAAGUUCUACACAGACCCGUCCUACUUCUUUGACCUGUGGAGAGAGAAGAUGCUGCAGGACACGGAGGACAAGAGAAAGGAGAGAAGAAGACAACGGGAGCAGAAGCGAUGUGUUGACAGCACACUUCAGCGUGAGGUGAAGAAGGUUCGUAAAGCCCGAAACCGCCGUCACGAGUGGAACAUGAUGGCGUUCGACAAAGAGCUCCGCCCAGACCAUCGCCACCCUCACUCUCUCCACCGGGGGGUGUCGUCUGAGGGCUCCCUCUCCCCGGAGAGCAGAUAUGAUCUGCCAGACUACCCAACUGCUCCAGGCCUUCCCCAUGCUACAUCCAACCACACCCUGGCUCACCCCUACCAGCCUGCAGACAUCCAUGAGUCUGUAGAGCAUGAGUACCACAGCAUCGGAGUCGGCUACAGAGAAGGGACUCUCAACCACACACAGUACCCCAACCCUCUGCAUCACCCCACUGAGAGAAUGAAUGGCACUAUAACGCUUCCACCUGCAGACUACAGUAUAAUGGAGUACUAUGCCAGUUCUGGACCACCACCUCCUCCUCCCCCAGCCCCUCUUAUCCCAUCUGCACAGACAGCCUUUGGCUCUCCCAUGGUGUCCCCCACCCCACUUACUGGAUCCUCAGGCUGUUGUCCCCCAAUGCUAUCUCCCCCAGGACCCCAUAUGAUUCCACCUCCCCCAGGUCCUCCACCACCAGUCCCUCCCGCUCCCCCCCAAGUGGCAGGACUCGGUGAUUGGAAGAGACAGGACACCCAGCCUGUCACUGGUACACGAAGUGACCUUCUGUCAGCUAUUCGCAUGGGUAUCCAGCUGAAGAAGGGGCAGGAGCAGCAGGAGCAGCAGGCCAAGCGGGAGCCUGUGGGGAACGACGUGGCCACCAUCCUGUCCCGACGCAUCGCAGUGGACUACAGCGACUCAGAGGACGACUCCGAACUGGAGGACAACGACUGGUCAGACUGACCCUGACACCGCCCACACACGGUGACCAAACACCAUGGACACAUCUCUCCUCCAGCCCAACUAUCCCACAACGGAUAUGAUGUGGUACAGCUGUACAGAUGAAUGAGAGUCUCAUAUGCGGUCAGGGACACUGUUUUUACAGACCGAUGACCAUAUUAUGGUUCAUAGUGAUUAGUGGGCAUAGGCUGAGGACACAGUUUCAUUUUAGUUUUAGCCAUUUUGUCCAGUAGGUGAAUGAACUUAAUGUUAAGGCAAAUUAGUUUCCUGAUGAACUGAGAUUCAGCUGAAAUCACUCAAAGGUAUGUGGACCAAAUAACCAAGUGGCGAAUUUCCCCCUUUUCCUACUGUACCUACAGAGCUGUCAGCUCUUUUACUCAGACACCAACAUGAUCAUUUCAUCUAAAUAAAUCACCAACACUGUACUCUCAAUGUCA